GAUGAAAUUUGAUUUUGUAAGCAAAGCAGAAAGAUAACCUAGGCUAAUUCUCUUUUAAUUUUUUAAAACAUUUUGUACAUUGUACUGCUAAGUUUUUAAUGGUCAAUUAUUGUUUAUAAUAAUGAAUCAGAUCGAAAAUGAGAAUUUGUGUUACAAUACAAUUGACAGUCUUUUAAGCAUGUCUAUUCAAUCGAUAGCCACAGAUAAAUGGUUGGACUGGGAAUCGUUGACGAUUCUUCCUGCGCCGAUCAAGACCCGCAUACUGCGCAUGCUCAGCAAACGCGGUUUUCUGACCAGUGACGCAAUGUCUGCACUUCUCACCAGUGACGUUCAAGAUUUGAAUCUGAGCGAAUGUGUGGUUACAGACGGUCACCUAAAGCUGAUCGCCAGGUGUAAGCGCAUGCGUAACCUCAAUAUGAACAGAGGACGUUAUCAAAAUCAUUCUUUCACUACUGAAGAGCUGAUGAAUUUAAUACCAAAAAUGCCUCAUUUGACGCAGUUGUUCACCGAAGGCAGUAUGAGCAUAACGGAUGAAGUGAUUGAACAAUUGGCAUCGAGCUGUGUUAAGUUGGCAACACUGGACGUUGGCAAUUGUCCCCUGACUGACAAAGCCGCCCAAAGUAUUGCCAAAAUGUUACUGUUUUCUCUCAACCUUUCAAACACCAGGGUUUCUGAUGCCGGAGUGUUUUCAAUCGCAAACGGUGCCUGCAGUCGAACGUUGUCAGAGGUGAAGAUGAACAAUUGCCAGCUGAUAACUGAUGACGCAAUUUGCAGUGUGGCUGAGAACUGUCCCAAUCUGGAAAUCCUUGUCUGUCAUGGGUGUCCGCGAUUAACAGAACAAUGUGAACACAUCCUAACCUGCCUCCUUUCAAAACGGAACGUGAAGCAUCUAACCUACACUGUCUUCUGAAACUUGAAUCUCCAAUAUUCUAAAAUUAAAUUGUUAUUUAAAAAAAUGAAUAGACUGUGGCAAGAUUCACAAAUAUGGCAGCAUUGGUUGUAUGGGAACCUUUGGUGCUAUAUAUUAGGAAUUACUGACAGUUUAAAGUGUUGUUGAAAAACUGUCAUUGGUGAGAGGUGUCAUGUAUUAAACACCUGUUGAUGGCACCGAUUUUUUAAUACAGUAUAGAAAGAUGGA
Messenger RNA from Nilaparvata lugens (brown planthopper), 1138 nucleotides. Its product is annotated as protein AMN1 homolog. Gene Ontology annotation, cellular component: SCF ubiquitin ligase complex. The coding region runs from base 122 to 910 and encodes 262 amino acids. Gene Ontology annotation, molecular function: protein binding. Lineage: Eukaryota; Metazoa; Arthropoda; Insecta; Hemiptera; Delphacidae. The transcript is spliced from 5 exons. The record is from RefSeq and is a predicted model, not a curated record. Gene Ontology annotation, biological process: SCF-dependent proteasomal ubiquitin-dependent protein catabolic process.